CGCCGGGAAGACGAAACCGAGAGCAGUGCCCGAGCCGGCCGGGCUUCCGCUGGCAGCAGCGGCGCGCCGAGAAGCCCCUGUCCCGACCUGGAGCGCGGCCCGGGCCUGCGCGGAGCUGCGGGGCCGUCCCGACCUGGGGACACGAUCGUGUAGCGCGGGGGCAACUGAAAGCCAUUUUCUCCCCGCGAAGAAUUUCUAGCAAAGUUACUGGAAGAAGAAAUGGCCAGUCAUCUUUCACCAGGUGUCUUCAUAGAAGAACUUAAUAAAUAUAGUCAGAAGCAUAAUGUGGUUCUUGAUUUUCGGGAACUGUCUAAGACAGGACCUCCACAUGAUUUAACGUUUACAUUUCGAGUUAUAAUAAAUGGGAGAGAAUUUCCGGAAGCUGAAGGUAAAUCAAAGAAGGAAGCCAAAAAUGCUGCAGCCAAAAUUGCUGUUGAAAUACUUCGAGAAAACAAGACAGUUAGUUCUUUACCACUGCUGACGAAAGAUACUUCAGAAGAACUUUCCCAGAAUUACAUAGGCCUUAUUAAUACAUAUAUCCAGAGGAAUCAACUCUCUCUAAAUUAUGAACAAUAUGAAUCAAGGGAUGGCGGGCCCAAAAGGUUUCGUUGUAAAUGCAAAAUUGGAUGGAAAGAAUACCCUAUUGCUUCAGGUUCCACAAAACAGGAGGCAAAACAAUUAGCCGCUAAACUUGCCUAUGAUCAGAUAUCCUCAGAAGGAAGCCCAAUGAAAGCUGACCCACUGUCUUCUGGUUCUUGCUCUCCUGCGUCCAAUGACUUCAGAGGAGACCCUUGCAGGACAAGCUCUUCUGCUUAUGAAUCAUCACCUGAAAAUGGCUUCUCACCAAAUUCAUGGGAAAGAAAUUGUGACAGCAACGGUUUAAACAAUUCUUUUCCAUCUUAUAUGAGCAGCCGCAAGAAGCCAGCAAGUUUGGCACCUACUUUCAGUUCUCCUGUGCAAGAAACAAAUAAGUAUACUGUGGACGAGAGGUUUAUCAAGGAUUUUAGAAGUAUAUCAGAAAUUGGCUCAGGUGGAUUUGGCCAGGUUUUCAAAGCACAACACAGACUUGAUGGGAAGACUUAUGUUAUUAAACGUGUUAAAUAUGACCGUGAAAAGAAGGCAGAGCGUGAAGUGAAAGCUUUGGCAGAGCUUGAUCAUCCAAAUAUUGUUCACUACUCUAAUUGUUGGGUUGGGAAUGAUUAUGAUCCUGAGGAAAGCAUAAAUCUUUCAAGAUCAAAGACUGACUGCCUUUUCAUCCAAAUGGAAUUCUGUAAUAAGGGGACGUUAGAGCAAUGGAUUGACAAUAGAAGAGGCGAGAAAACAGAUAAAAAAUUGUCUUUGGAAUUUUUUGAACAAAUAACUACAGGAGUAGAUUAUAUACAUUCAAAAGAAUUAAUUCAUAGAGACCUUAAGCCAAGUAACAUAUUUUUAGUAGAUGCAGAACAUAUAAAGAUUGGAGACUUUGGACUCGUAACAUCCCUGAAAUAUGAUGACAAGCGGACAAGUAAUAGGGGAACUAAGCGAUACAUGAGCCCAGAACAGAUUUCUUCAGAAGUAUAUGGAAAUGAAGUGGACAUCUAUGCUUUGGGAGUAAUUCUUGCAGAGCUUCUUUACAUAUGUCCCACUGCUAAAGAAACAGUUGAGAUCUUGGAAGAUGUAAAGGCUGGCACCUUCUCAGAUGUAUUUGAUAAUAGAGAAAAAAUUCUUCUACAGAAAUUAGUCUCCAAAGAUCCCAAGAAACGACCUAAGACAUUUGCAAUACUGCGGACGUUGAAGGAAUGGAAGAAGGAUACAGUGAAAAAGAAUGGUACAGGGGAAAAGAAACCAACUUCAUGUUAGAGCCCUUCUAAGAAAGUAUCCUGCUUCUGAUCUUUGAGUUUCCUGUAACUGUCUAAAAUCUGCUAGGGAAUGUCGAUGGUAUUUACCUUCUUCCUCUUUUUUUUAACCCUACAUUAUGAUUUUUUUUAAUUGCGGUAACAUUCAUUUAUACCAUUAUAUAAAUUUCAGGUGUACACUGUUAUAUAUUUCGAUUUCUGUGUAGAUUACAUCAUGUUCACCACCCAAAGACUAGUUACCAUGCAUCACCACACACAUGUGCCUAGGUAUUUACCUUCUGUUUUCAUUUUUCCCUUAAUUUUUUUACUACAUUUGCAGGAACGUUUGCAUUUUUUUACUUCAAAAACAUUCUUAGGUUUGACUUUUUCCUGGUGCAUCUCCUUAUUAUGAAGAUGAGAAAAAAAAAAUCCCUCAAAUUUUUUUUAGUGUCAAUUGGUAAACCAAUUAAUAAUAUUUAUUAAAUGUCCAUUGUUUCCAGGCCAAAAAAUGUAAGGUCUUUUCCUGUCUUAGGUAGCUAACAAGCCAGUUGGAGAAAUAUGGUACCCAUGAAAAGAUAAGUGAUAUACAAUCACUUUGGAAAACAAUUUGAUAUUACCAGUAAAGUUGAAGGUGUAUAUACCCUCAAAGCCAUCAGUUCCAUUCCUACAAGAAUUUUCAUAGAAACCCUGUUUAUAAUAGCUGAAAGAACAGGAAACAAUCCUAAUGUCCAUCACAAAAAGAAUGGACCCAUAAAUUGUAUUAUAUUCACACAUUGGGAUACUAUAUAGCAGUGAAAAUGAAUGACUUACAGCUAAAUGCGAUAACAUGAUACAUCUCCCAAGAACAUCAUGUUACGCAAACAAAGCAGGUUACAGAAAAUAUAUACAGAAUGAUUCCAUUUACAUAAGGUUCAUUUCAUGCUAAAUGAAAUAGUCUUCAGGAGUCCAACCAGAUGUGGUAAAACUAUGAAAUGAAGGAAGAGAAUGAGAAAUAUUAGAUUCUGAUCAUGGUUAUCUUUGAGGAGGGAUGGCAGUGAUGUGACUGGGGACUUCAAAGGUAACAGUUAACUUUUUUUUCUUAAACUGGAUAUUGAUUCCACUAGCGUUUGCUGCAUAGUUCUUUUUAUCUUAAAUACAUUUUGUAUCUGUUAUAACAGACACUUUAUAGAGAUAAUAACUCUGCUGUAAGGUAGUAGCUAAGCACAGAAAGUAGUCCGUCUGGAGGGGUGAGCUCACCUUCUGCGGUAUUGCGGCACAGGGCUCGGGGAGACUUCCAAGGAUGCGAGCAGUUUAGGUGAGUAGAGAGGAGGCCAUUUGGGCAGUCUGGGCAAGGGGCAUGGCUUGAGUUCUGGAAAAGCUGCAUUUGAGGAACAUGGGUAUACUAAUUUGUUUCCCUGAAUUGCUGUAGAGAAGGCCAGAAGAUGAUUUGGGCUAUAUCUUAGAAGAACCUGGGGGCUAAUUUAAACUUUACAGCAACCAGCUACCACGCUAAAACUGUCAUGUAAUUUUACAGUUUUUAAAAUGAGCCAAAUUUAGGCUAAGCAGAAAAAUCGCAGUAAGAGAAAAUACUUUUAUAAAGAGUUAUGGCUAUUUCUUAAAGGUGUUACUAAGAGCACUUAAUACGGUUUGCAGCUCCCAAGACAGUGUUUGAUUAAGGCAGGGUUCACCAAUGGAUGCUAAAACUCUUGGUUGACAAGAUGUUGGGAAACGGGGUCUUCACAAGGAUUUAAAUCUAAUCCCACAGAUGAUACAUAAAUUACAAAGGGGAAGAUGUACCUUCACAGUGCAAAGAUCUCUUGGGGACCACAAUAACUAUGGGAUGAAAUUGAGCAUCACUCAAAGUGGGACAACCUAACUUGAUGCCCCUCCUGAUGGGGUGUGAAAAUUACACACUAUCACCUCUUUAGUUUUCUUGCCCCAAGUGUCUAACUGGAAUUUAAUCAUGGUGAAAUUAUUAGACAAAUUCUGAAUGAAGUCAUUCUAUAAGAUAAUUGACUUUGGCUUCUCGGAAAGUCAAUAUCACAGAAGGAAAAAGUACGGGAACUAUUCUAAAUAAAAAAAAAACUAGAGAGAUAUGAUGACCAAAUGCAAUGCUUGAAUCUUGAUUGUAUCCUGAAUAUUAAAAAAGGGUAAAACCAAGCAAAUAGCUAUGAAAGACAUUUUUGAGACAAUUGAGAGUAUUUGAGUAUGGACUAUAUCUUAGGGGACGUUAUGGAAUAAUUGUUAAUUUUCUUAUGUGUGAUAAUGAUUGUGGUUGUGCAGGAAAAUGUCUUGUUCUUAGGCAAUGCAUGCAGAAAUAUUUAGGGGUGAAGUGGCAUGAUAUUUGCAACUUUCACAUGUUCAGCAAAAAUCAGUGUGAAUAUGAAGAGAGAAAGCAAAUAUGGCAAAUUGUUAACAACUGAACAAUUGAUAAAUCUAGGUGGAGAGAAUAGAAGUAUUUCUUGUAAUAUUCUUUAAAGUUUCUGUAGGUUUGAAAUUUUUCUGGGUGGAGAGAAGUCAUUUUGUAAACAGUAUUAUCUGGAUCUAAUGAAUAAGGCUAUACUCAAAAGAAAAACUAAUGAAUGUGGCAAAUUAGUGAGAAUGUAGCCUUAUUUUUACCUUCUCUCAUUUUAAUAUUUCCACUAUUACAAAAUAAAUAUAGCAUCUCUUAGAAGAUUUUAUUUAUUUGUGAGUAUAUAUUUUCUCAGCCUCAAAAGUAUAGUAAAUAAAAAGUAUCCUCUUAAUCAGAGGAUGAGAGGGGCAAAGGCCAGGGAUCUUAUUUGCUAAUUAGAACACACACAGAGUUGUGUUUUUUUGUUUUUGUUUUUGGUUUUUUUGGUGAGGAAGAUUGGCCCUGAGCUAACAUCUGUUGCAAAUCUUCCGCUUUUUUUUUUCCUCCCCAAAGCCCCAGUACAU
This is a messenger RNA of Equus quagga, 4709 nucleotides long. RefSeq names its product eukaryotic translation initiation factor 2 alpha kinase 2 (gene EIF2AK2). The record is from RefSeq and is a predicted model, not a curated record. Gene Ontology annotation, molecular function: ATP binding; double-stranded RNA binding; protein kinase activity. The transcript is spliced from 16 exons. Bases 220 to 1839 code for a protein of 539 amino acids. Lineage: Eukaryota; Metazoa; Chordata; Mammalia; Perissodactyla; Equidae. Gene Ontology annotation, biological process: protein phosphorylation.